AUGCGGAAAAUAUUCGUUCGAGAAAUUAUGAGCACCGCAAGUCUAGAGGCGUUCAACAAUCUCCGUAGGGAUGUCGUCAGAAAGGCCGUCAGGCAUAUCGGAGCCGGUGCAGGAAAGCCCGUGAAAAUCGGUCAGUUGACUUUUCGAAUCGAGCUUGAUGUCAUACUGAACAUGCUGUGGAGCUGUGAGACGCUCGGGGCGGAACAAGGGGAUACGAUCGCGGAGGAGUUCUUUUCCGUGGUCACGAAGCUUAUUAAUCUAUUGGGAAGACCGAAUAUUUACGAUUACAUUCCGGUUCUUGCCCGGUUCGAUAUUCAAGGAGUAAAGAAACGGAUGGAGAGUUAUCGGAAAUCCUCCCACAGGAUCUUCGACGUUGUUAUUGCCGAACACAAAAAGAAGACGUCUUCCGGAGAAAUCAAGAAAGAUUUUCUCCAGAUUCUGUUGGCGCUUCAAAAGAACGAAGAUUCGCGCAUAUCAAUCAAUGAUACACAAAUCAAGGCCAUAAUGAUGGAUAUGGGAGGGUACACCAUACCGAGGUCUCCAUCCAAAUCAUCCACCGUGGGAGGGUACACCAUACCGAGGAAAACCAUGGUCUAUAUAAUUGUUCGAUCGAUCCAAAGAGAUCCUUCGAUUUGGGAUAGUCCACUGGAAUUCAAGCCGGAGAGAUUUCUUCAUGAUGAUGAAAAUAGUAAAUGUGAUUUUAGAGGUAAUCGUUUUCAUUAUCUCCCGUUUGGAACGGGGAGAAGGAUAUGUGCCGGCAUUCCGUUCGCCUAG
Erythranthe guttata (spotted monkey flower) is the source of this 774-nucleotide messenger RNA. RefSeq names its product flavonoid 3'-monooxygenase-like. The record is from RefSeq and is a predicted model, not a curated record. Lineage: Eukaryota; Viridiplantae; Streptophyta; Magnoliopsida; Lamiales; Phrymaceae. Gene Ontology annotation, molecular function: oxidoreductase activity, acting on paired donors, with incorporation or reduction of molecular oxygen; heme binding; iron ion binding.